GUCGGAAGUGACCUCAUCGUGGAGGCGGAAUGAAUGGGAAUGACUUAGAAUUAUUGCGACUCUGGGAAGGACCGCUAUUCAUGCAGACGACGCCUUUGUGAUAUUUUGAGGUGGAAUCUUAAUGUUAAACAUGAAGAUGAAAUUAAAGAAUGUUUUUGUUAUGUACUUCUUUGUCUCAAUCCUUGGGCUAAUGUAUGCACUUAUGCAGCUGGGACAGCCAUGUGAUUGCACCCAACAUAUGAAGCAGAACAGCGACUUUGUUCGCAAUCAAGACAGAGCUAUCAGCAAAUUGCAGAAUGAGGUAAAGAAAUUGCAAGCUCAGGUCAAGCCAGAAGAACCUCCUAAACCUAUUUUACCUAUAAUAUAUGUCAUCACGCCCACCUUUACAAGGCUGGUGCAGAAGGCAGAACUAGUGCGUUUGUCUCAGACCCUAAUGCAUGUUCCCAGUCUUCACUGGAUUGUGGUAGAAGAUGCUGCAACUAAGACUAGUCUGGUGACUGAGCUUCUAAAACAGAGUGGAUUACAGUAUACACAUCUCAAUGUUGAAACACCAAAGGAUUUCAAGUUGAAAGAAGGGGAUCCUAACUGGCUAAAGCCUCGUGGUGUAGAGCAGAGGAAUUUGGCUCUGCAAUGGCUGAGAGAUAACCGAGAGCUAAGCGAUGAAGGUGUGGUUUAUUUUGCUGAUGAUGACAACACAUACAGUCUCCAGCUUUUCCAAGAGAUGCGUUUUACAAAACGAGUCUCAGUUUGGCCAGUUGGGCUUGUAGGAGGAAUGCGUUUUGAGCGACCACUUGUUGAAAAUGGAAAGGUGACAGGAUUCUAUACUGCCUGGAAACCAAAUCGGCCAUUCCCUAUGGAUAUGGCAGGGUUUGCAAUAUCCUUACAGCUGCUCUUGGCUAAUCCAACUGCUCACUUCCACCUUGAAGCAGAAAGAGGUUAUCUUGAGAGCAGCUUGCUCGAGACAUUGGUUUCUAUUGAGGAGCUUGAGCCCAAGGCUGACCAGUGCAGAAAGGUUCUUAUAUGGCACACACGAACUGAAAAGCCUAAAAUGAAGCAAGAAGAAGCCCUCCAGAAACAAGGGUUGGGAUCAGAUAUCACUAUUGAGGUAUAGCUUAAGCCCUGAUCUGCACCACCCAAGUGAGAAAAGACGAGCAGGACUUGAAGUCCCAGACUGGGCUUCCGGAAAUACUUGGCAUAUGUAGAACAAGUAAACUGGUAUGGAAAUAAAUGCAAGAGAAAUGUUCUUUUAAUUCUAAAAUUGUCAUCAUGAGAACAAGUCCCCAAGUUAAAAAAAAUUCCCAUUAUGCAAUAAUUACUGAGUUCUCAAACAUUUUUGUUCUUUUUUUAUAUAGAGAUUUUAUUUUACAUGGUGUAACACAAACCACAAAAAAAACUACUCCACAUGUUGCAUUGUAAUUUGCUUACAGUAUAAUAUUUUUAAAAUAUUUCCUAAAGCUGUUGUUGGUAUGUAUAAUUACCAUAGACCUAGUUUGUGACAAAAAAUGUAUGUCUGCAAAUUAAAAGGAAGUGUGGAUGCCAAGGAUAAAAGAAUCAGGAAAGUUAGAUUAAUAUUUUAUAUUACCCAGGUUAGUUUAGGUUAAUUCAAAUUCAGUAAAAAUGCCCAAUGAAAAACAGCAAGUGACUGUCAUCUGGUUUUGGAAUCUAUCCAUAUCACGUCAAAACUGUUAGGUUUAUUAGAAUAUGUUAUAAUAUGUGUGGUGUAGAACAACUGAAUGUAAAGUAAGUGAUGCAGUGUUUCCUAUCAAAUUCAAAUUCGGUUUCUGCACCGUGCAGCACCCAUGAAGUCAAAUAAUUGUUGGUAGUCCAAAAUACUGAAGUGUCUAUCUAGAGUGUUGACAGAGACCCCAAAUGCUUGUUUAAAGAAAACAUGAAUACAUUUUUGUCAAAU
This is a messenger RNA of Erpetoichthys calabaricus (reedfish), 1909 nucleotides long. RefSeq names its product beta-1,3-glucuronyltransferase 3 (glucuronosyltransferase I) (gene b3gat3). Gene Ontology annotation, biological process: carbohydrate metabolic process; chondroitin sulfate proteoglycan biosynthetic process. Bases 122 to 1111 code for a protein of 329 amino acids. The transcript is spliced from 6 exons. The record is from RefSeq and is a predicted model, not a curated record. Gene Ontology annotation, molecular function: galactosylgalactosylxylosylprotein 3-beta-glucuronosyltransferase activity. Gene Ontology annotation, cellular component: Golgi membrane. NCBI's taxonomy places the organism in Eukaryota, Metazoa, Chordata, Cladistia, Polypteriformes, Polypteridae.